Messenger RNA from Durusdinium trenchii, 1030 nucleotides. NCBI's taxonomy places the organism in Eukaryota, Dinophyceae, Suessiales, Symbiodiniaceae. The record is from the annotation of a GenBank genome assembly.
UUUUGUGUUGGAUCUUGACCUUGACGACUAUUCGAUAUUUUCCUUCAUCGGCCUGAGCCCAUACACGAAGGAACCUGCUAUGGAACGGCCAAGCACUGCUCAAAGCACCAGCACCUGUCGAACUGGACAGAGUGUUGGCAGCCGACAUAGUCGGAUCAGUGUCACCUGUAGCGUCACUUCGAAUGCUUCCAAUGUGGAUCUCAUGAGAGUUCCUCCCCGGCAACGCCGCACACCAGAUGGUACCUUCCUGCCGCAGGCUGGUGCUUUCACCGUCACUGGCCUCCCUGGAUAUACUGGCUAUGUGCCUGGGAAGGUGGCGGAAAAUGUGCACGCGCUGACCUUCCAAAAGGCCAACGAGCGAGCCAUUGCCGAGGCCCAGAUGCGGAAGUUUGGCCAGACUCCUUUGAUCUAUCGCGGGCGCAGCUAUGACGGUCCAGCUCCAGGAGCAGAAGUGCCAGGAUACACUGGAUUUAUUCCGGGACGCUACGCCAACAACGUGAUCGGCUCCACCUUUGCCAAGGGGGCUGAGUUGGCAUUUCUGAUGAAGAACCAGCAGAUGGCAGACCGCUUGCACCGCGUGCAGUGCUACCGUCAAGGUGAGCGGCCCAGCAGCAGGCUGGGCUGAGGAAUCGGAGACAUGGGGCGUUGGUGGGGGAUUUGUAGAUCUGAAUCGUUUUCUGGUGGGACCAAUAAUUGGAAUGAUCGUCUCACCAUAUGAAUGGUGUUUUUGUUUGGAGCCCCACCGAAAAGAUGUUCACCAAUGUUUCACUGAUCGAAAUUCCAAAUCUGGAGAAUCGAAUAUGGAAGAUAUACUGCACAAACAGAUUGCUAGAUUCGCAACAAUUUUGAUAAUCCAAUAGUAUACGAGUUUGAUUAUUAAAUAUCGACCUAAAAAUACCUAAAGUACAAUGAUAUAUAUAUAUAUGUGAUCAAUAUGUGAGCAUCUGACAAAACCUCCGUACAUGUAUGUUAUUUUACUCAUGGGCCGCCUUAAAUAUUUGUGAAUUUGUCAAAACCUUGUAAAACUGAU